Trichoderma virens Gv29-8 is the source of this 645-nucleotide messenger RNA. RefSeq lists its product as uncharacterized. The transcript has 2 exons. The record is from RefSeq and is a predicted model, not a curated record. Gene Ontology annotation, molecular function: glutamic-type endopeptidase activity. NCBI's taxonomy places the organism in Eukaryota, Fungi, Ascomycota, Sordariomycetes, Hypocreales, Hypocreaceae. Gene Ontology annotation, biological process: proteolysis. Bases 1 to 645 code for a protein of 214 amino acids.
AUGAGGAACAACACCAGCCAUGCUACUGUUCAGUCUAACUGGGGAGGUGCCAUUCUCGAAGGUUCGGGUUUUACCGCAGCUUCGGCUACUGUCAACGUCCCCAAGGGCGGCGGUGGUUCCAGCGCUGCUGGUUCUGCUUGGGUUGGCAUUGAUGGCGCCACCUGUGACAGCGCCAUUCUGCAGACGGGUUUCGACUGGUAUGGCGAUGGUACAUAUGAUGCAUGGUACGAAUGGUACCCUGAAUUUGCCGCCGAUUUCACCGGCAUCGAUAUCAACCAAGGCGACCAGAUUGCCAUGUCCGUUGUGGCUACCUCUCUGACCGGCGGCUCUGCUACUCUUCAAAACUUGUCCACUGGCCAGAAAGUGACUCAAACAUUUAGCCGCGUCACUGCAGGUUCUCUUUGCGAAACUAGUGCUGAGUUCAUCAUUGAGGAUUUUGAAGAGUGCAAUUCGAAUGGCAGCAACUGCCAGCCAGUUCCAUUUGCUUCUUUCAGUCCCGCCAUUCAGUUCACCUCUGCUUCAGCUACGCGAAGCGGGCAGAAAGUCUCGCUCAGCGGUGCUGUUAUGAGCGAGGUUAUUGUUAAUAACAAGGAUUUGACCAAAUGCUCCGUCUCUGGCAGCACUCUCACUUGCUCUUAUGUCUAA